GGUUCGCCCCCUGUCGGUCAGUCCGGUCACUGCAGCAGGAGCAGCGGCGGAACAUCAGACCGGAGCCGAGCCGAACCGAACCGAUUUCACUCUGAAAUCAUGUCUGACGACGAGAAGCUGCCGUCUGGAUGGGAGAAGCGCAUGAGCCGGAGCUCAGGUCGGGUUUAUUACUUCAAUCACAGCACGAACGCGAGUCAGUGGGAGCGUCCGAGCGGAUCGGGGGCCGACGGGGUCAGCGAGGUGGAGAAGGUGCGCUGCUCUCACUGCUGGUCCAAACACAAGCAGUCACGCCGGCCGUCCUCCUGGAGAGAGGAGAACAUCACACGCAGCAAAGAGGAGGCGCUGCAGCUCAUCCACAAGUACAUUGAACAGAUCAAGUCUGGCGAGGAGGACUUUGAGAAUUUGGCGUCUCAGUUCAGUGACUGCAGCUCGGCGAGGAACGGAGGAGACCUGGGCUUGUUUGGCAGGGGUCAAAUGCAGAAGCCGUUUGAAGACGCCUCAUUCGCGCUGAAGGUCGGGGACAUGAGCGGCCCAGUGUUCACCGACUCUGGAGUUCACAUCAUCCUGAGAACUGGAUAACUGAAUAAUCUUCAUUCGUUCACCCCGCAGAUAACACACAUUACACACACUAUCCCAGGACUCCUUAUCUUAAUCUGUUUCCCUGAAAAACCUCACUUGACUUGUCAAAGCUGCACGUUAAGCCCAUCCGGUAUUUCAGUCAUCGUACAUGUUACAGAUCCCUUCUGACAGGCUGCGAAUCCUGCAUCUCCACCCAGCAUUCCUUCAUCCGGCUCGGCCAAACGCUCGCAUGAUCUGCUGUCCUGCAGCGGCGCUGGUGUCUGAACCUCACAGGACCAGCUCUGAUGAUGGACACUGGACGAUCCUAUGACAGAUCUGCAAAAAAUGACCAAUAAAAUUUACCAUGUCACUAAA
Cyprinus carpio (common carp) is the source of this 933-nucleotide messenger RNA. RefSeq names its product peptidyl-prolyl cis-trans isomerase NIMA-interacting 1. NCBI's taxonomy places the organism in Eukaryota, Metazoa, Chordata, Actinopteri, Cypriniformes, Cyprinidae. Gene Ontology annotation, cellular component: nucleus; cytosol. The record is from RefSeq and is a predicted model, not a curated record. Gene Ontology annotation, molecular function: peptidyl-prolyl cis-trans isomerase activity; protein binding.